AUGUCAAAUCUCUCAAAACUCCAUUUUGAGGCCCUAAAAAUUUCUGGACACAACUAUUUGACUUGGGCCGUAGAUGCUGAAAUGUACUUAGCUGCUGAAGGAAAUGCAGAUGCCAUAAAAGAAGGAAAUAAGGCAUCCGAACAACAAAAAGCAAAAGCAUUGAUAUUCCUUCGUCACCAUAUUAAUGAAGCACUUAAGAAUGAAUACCUCACUGUGAAAGAUCCACUUGUGCUCUGGAAUAAACUAAAAGAUAGAUACGAGCACUUGAAAGCCAUUAUCCUCCCAAAAGCUAGGUAUGAUUGGAUGCAUUUGCGCUUACAGGACUAUAAAUCUGUAACUGCCUAUAAUUCUGAAGUAUACAAAAUUACUUCUCAAUUAGAAUUGUGUGGUGAAAAGGUAACAGAUGCGGAUCUAUUAGAAAAAACAUUUUCAACCUUUCAUGCAUCCAACAUGCUCCUGCAGCAGCAAUACCGUGAAAAGGGGUUUCAAAAAUACUCUGAUUUAAUUUCUUGUCUUUUGGUUGCUGAACAAAACAAUGAGCUUCUAAUGAAAAAUCAUGAAGCUCGCCCUGCUGGUGUAGCUCCAUUCCCUGAAGCGAAUGCAUCACAACACAACCAUUUUGGAGAAGCUCGUGGUCGCGGUCGUGGUCGUGGUCAUUGGUCUCGUACAUGUCGUACUCCAAAGCAUUUGGUUGACCUUUAUCAACAAUCACUGAAAAACAAAGGAAAAAAGGUUGAAACUCAUUAUGCUUAUAAUGAUGGUGAUGAUGCUGAUUAUGAUAUUUAUGGUGACCUGGAUACUACUCCUUUGGAUAUUGGUGAUUUCUUUGAAGAUCCAAAUGGAAAAAUUGAUCACCUUAUUGGAGAUGGAACCGUGAAGAAGUAG
Medicago truncatula (barrel medic) is the source of this 885-nucleotide messenger RNA. RefSeq lists its product as uncharacterized. NCBI's taxonomy places the organism in Eukaryota, Viridiplantae, Streptophyta, Magnoliopsida, Fabales, Fabaceae. The transcript has 2 exons. The record is from RefSeq and is a predicted model, not a curated record. Bases 1 to 885 code for a protein of 294 amino acids.